This is a messenger RNA of Dunckerocampus dactyliophorus (ringed pipefish), 1265 nucleotides long. RefSeq names its product probable G-protein coupled receptor 132. Gene Ontology annotation, cellular component: membrane. The record is from RefSeq and is a predicted model, not a curated record. The transcript has 3 exons. Lineage: Eukaryota; Metazoa; Chordata; Actinopteri; Syngnathiformes; Syngnathidae. Gene Ontology annotation, biological process: G protein-coupled receptor signaling pathway. Bases 260 to 1252 code for a protein of 330 amino acids. Gene Ontology annotation, molecular function: G protein-coupled receptor activity.
AGGAUGUUGCCCUUAAAGCUGAAGACGUUGACUUCCUGUGGUAGGAAACGAUCAAAGAAUGGACAAAAGUCGGUCCAGACACCGUGUUCCCAGCACUUGCAGAGUGCGGGUCACAGCAGCAGCAAGAUCAGCAGCAAAGCUUCCAGGGGUGACCCCUGCUAGAUUAUUCAUGCUUGGAAGUGACUGGCAAUUUGGAGCCCCACUGGAGGAAUAUGACAUAAAGAACACUUGCUUCUGAACGAGUUUGUCCAGCAGAGACAUGUCCAAUGACAGCUGUGGCCUUCCUUUGGACACAGACGUACUUGGCCUGACUUGCAUAUACGGCUUGGUGUUCUCCUUGGGCCUGCCCAGCAACCUGCUAUCGCUAUGGGGACUGUACCACUUGGGCCGCGGUAAUGGUAGUUGCCAGCAGGUCUACAUUCUCAAUCUGCUGCUGUCCGACCUCCUGCAGCUGCUCACCCUUCCCUUGUGGAUCCUGUACCUCCAGGGCAACCACCGCUGGCCCUACGGUCGACUCACGUGUGAGCUGGUAGGCUAUGUGUUCUACGUCAAUGUCUAUGCCAGUGUCAUGUUCCUGUGCCUGAUAGCGCUGGACCGCUGCCUGGCCAUCGUGUUCCCGCUGAGCAGCCGUAGGGUGAGGACGGUCAGGGUGGCCGCAGUUUCAGGCGUGGCGGUGUGGACACUUACGUUUCUCUUCUGCCUGUUUGGACUCUUGCCGUCUGUUUUCAACCCGGACCGACUGCUGUGUCUGGAGCAGUACCCAGUCAGCCUCAGACACGCUCACUUCAAGAUCACCACUGUGGCUCUGGGCUUCCUGUUGCCAUGCGCCAUACUUGGCUACACUUCAGCCCACAUUGGAGUGACUCUGCGCCGCUCUCCCACCCUGUCGGCCCAUGAGCGUCACAAGAUCGUGGGCAUCCUGGUGGUCAUCACAGUCAACUUCAUCGUCGUGUUCGGACCCUACCACCUGGUGGGUGGCUACAGAUUUGCAUCCUUGCUGUGGGCCAACGAGCCGUGCGCACUGGAGCGCGCUAUCUUCCUGCUCUACCGCCUGUGCUACGGGUUGACCAGCCUCAACGCGCUGCUCGAUCCCCUCUUCUACAUCUUUUUGUGCGCCGACGCCCGGCUGGAGCUGCGGAAGGCACUGCCCUGCUCAGGGCGAGGCCAAAACAUUCACAAAAAGACCACUACAGCUCACCAGGAUGCCAAGGGACAUCGGGAAAGUGGACAUAAUAAUCUUUUUGUAACGUAGAUCAGGUGUGUGG